Molecule: messenger RNA, 6966 nt
Organism: Lytechinus pictus (painted urchin)
Lineage: Eukaryota; Metazoa; Echinodermata; Echinoidea; Temnopleuroida; Toxopneustidae
Product: tectonin beta-propeller repeat-containing protein 1-like
Exons: 24
Coding region: 264-4451 (1395 amino acids)
Cellular component (GO): membrane
Source: RefSeq, a predicted model, not a curated record
AUAUUGUGUGCAAAUUAAUUGUGAGGCAUUGAAUGAAUGGAGAACCGGAUCAACUCCUGAAAGUUAAUUAGCGCACAUCGGCAUCGCUAACAAGAAUGUAUUUUCGGCUAUGAAAGUAUGAUCUAUUGUCUUCAAUUCAUGGUACAGUGAUCAGUUGCGGUACUGAGGAAUUUACAGGUGUGUUCUACUAGGAUGUGUGAGAAGUUUUCAAGUUAAUCUUAUCUGAGGUACGUGGUCUAUUCAUAAAGUCUCCAAGUACCACCAUGCCAGCCACAUACCUGUGGGCCAUCGGCAACCAGGGCCGGGCCUAUGCCAUGUCCACAGAUAAUCAGAUAUGGGAGCUUCGCAGCAUGGAAUUCAAUGUCAAACGGGUUCUAGGCUUUAAGAGGAUUUCAGCAUCCAAGCAUGUCGUUUGGGGUUUGGCCUAUAAUCAGCAACCCUAUAUCUAUGUGUUUGGUAUGGAUGUGCCUAUUCGAUACUUGGAAUACACUUAUGAAAACCAGAGAUGGGGGCCAGUGAGAGGCUAUUCUGAAAAGAGUCUCAUCUUCUCUGACCGUUCUCCUUGGAGCGAUGAGAAGGGUAGCAGGGUGUUCCCUAGACCUCGGGAUGUUAGACUUCCAAACAAACAUUGGAAAUGGGAAUCAGACUGGCAUGUAGAUGAGAACUAUAAAGGACAACCCACUGGAAAAGAGGGAUGGCAGUAUGCAGUGAACUUCAAUACAAAUGAGAGUUAUACGUCUGAGAAGAGAUGGAACUCUUGCGUUCGGAGGAGAAAAUGGAUUCGAUACAGGAAAUAUAUUGCUACUGAUGCUUGGGCACAGGUACAAAGUAUUAAUGCUGAUCCUCUUGAAGAACCAUUGAUGGAGUUGUCCAUAGGUGGCCAUGAACUUCCUGGUCAACCUGAGGGAUAUCUCUCGGUUUGGGCUAUAUCAGCAUUGGGAAAGGUAUUCUUCCGAGUAGGUGUUUCAAGGAAGAACCCUGAAGGUUCCCUCUGGAGGGAGGUGUUUACCUCUGAAGGCAAGGGUCUUGUCCAGCUAUCUGUAGGACCUACAGGAGUGGUGUGGGGUGUGACAUGGGACGGCCAAGGUGUGAUACGAAUGGGAGUGUCAAGGGAUCAUCCUCUCGGGACCAAUUGGACAUAUGUGAAUCCACCUGAGAAGUCUCUCCUAACUAGUGUUACCGUGGGUAACAAUGUGGUAUGGUCGAUUACAAGAGAUCAAAAGGUUUGGUUCAGGAAAGGUUUUAUGUCGACUGAUAUGAAGGAGAAUAGAAGCAAUCGAGCAGGGACUAGCUGGAUUGAAAUGUGUGGUCAGGUGGCCCAACUCUCUGUUGGACCCAAUGAUCAGGUUUGGGCUCUGACUGCAGAGGAAGGCCGUUCUAUUGUUUUCAGAUCCGGUGUUUCAUAUGAAGAGCUUAGUGGAAGAGAAUGGAAAGCAGUGAUUAUCAUUCAGAAGAAUGAUCAGAGAUACAUGUACCAACCACCUGAUACUAUCAGUGUCGCAGACAGCAUGGUUUCAAACUCUGUCAGCAUCUGCGCUAAAACUCAGCAUUUGCUUGAUGCUGAUAGCCGCUUCAUGAGGAGUGUCAGUGAACCGUCUGCGUUGUCAGUCAUGGGGUAUGAUUCUUCUAUGCCUUCAGUUCUAGGAGAUGAGUUCAUGCACAAUGGGAAGUUGAUGAGAACAAUGUGUGCACAGACAGUUGAUAUAUCCAAGGCAAACAGUUCCGGGGCCCUUAACUCAGGUUUUGAAGAUAGUAUUAACUCAGCCUACCUGCCAGUGGAUGGGGGCAGUGUUGGUAGAUCAGCUUCUGCCAGUCCUGUGAAUGUACCAGAUGUCCCAGAACUUGUGUCUUCGAUUCCUUUGAAUGUGCCUGAUGUCGAAGAACUUGUGUUAGUUUUUCCCGAAGCCGAUCCUCCAUCAGAAUCUGACCCAGCAAAGGGUUUAACAGUGGAAGACAUUCAUAACCUGACUCCUAUAACAAUGCCUACACACCCUAUCACCAGGCAGCCAAGCUAUCACACAGAUGUCUCAGAUAACACCAUUGACUACAUCACAGAAUUCAACGAGGAAGACUCUUGUGAGAAUUUGCAAGAUAGUGGAAGCGAGAAAGGUACACAAACAGAAACUUUACCAGACUGCAUUAACCUUCACCAAGGUGGGCUAGCUGGUCCAGAUAUCACAGUGGACCUGGUGAAGCAAUUGCAACUGCAGAACAACCAGUCAACAUCUACUACAGGAAUCCCAGACUGUGUGGAGCAGGAAGACAAGAGACCUAAAUACCUAGUAGACAAUCGUAAGAAUUCUUUUGGCAGUGUGAAAUUCAGUUUAAAUGACAAGGAACAUAAGAUUGACUCUGGAUCGGUUAGCGACAGUGAAUUAAGGACUACACCUUCCAUUAUGGUUGAUGACUUUGAUAACAGGCGUAGACCACACUCACGGCAGCAGGUUCUCUCGCACUCCUUCUCUAGGACAGCUGAUUCAUCUUUACCUAUGCGUAAUAACAGCAUGGCAGAUCUAUGUCAAGCAGGAGAUGAGAUGGAGGAAGAGGAACCGCUCUGGAUGUGGGUCAGUGGUGGAGGAUGUGUAGUUGAGCCAACAUCACUCCCAAAAUGGUUUUUCCAAGCAACCCUUAGUCAACAGAGCUUCCGUCAUCGCUUACAAGAAGGGUCUUGGCGUAGUUUAAUCCUCAAUUCUUUGAGACGACGUAGGGAAGAAGAGGCCAUGUCAUUUGAGCACUAUCCUAAUGCAGUUGAAAGGAGUUCCUGGGCUAAAGUAGGUCGCCUGCAAUGGUACAGUGAAGGAAGGAGACGUCAAUGGAUGGACUGUACCAUUGAGCUUGAGAGGGGUGUUGAUGGUACAGGGAGGCAGCAGAGUAGAUUCUCCCUUCAUUAUCAGUCAUUUGGUAAACAGAAGCUGAUUAGAUUCUUAUUGAGUGAAGUGACGUCUGUUCAGGAGGUGGUUAAUGGCUCGGAAUAUCCUUCAUUCUGCAUCUUCACACCGAAGAGGGUGCUGGACAGAAAACCAAUCACAUUACGUGCAAACAGUGAUGGAGAGCUGGAAGAAUGGGUUGCUGCAAUUAGCCAAGCAUGUACAGAGGUUAGGGGUAUAUAUGGAGCGCCCUCUUGCAGGGCAUCAUGGUUAGUCACAUGUAGAGGAGAUGUCUUCGUUCAUGAAACAUUACCUAACAUGCAGAUCGCACCCUCAUCUCAUCUGUACUGGAGGCAGAUUGGAGGGCAUCUAGCAUACAUUGAAGCAUGUGGAGCCGGAGUGGUCUGGGGUCUAGGACUAGACCACACUCCUUGGGUCUACUUAGGAGGAUAUGGUGGAGGAAUAUUCAAAGGGAUUUACAGCAGUUCACUUGGCAACCAGCCUCAGACUGACUCCAAGAAUAUCUAUGUGUUUGAGAAUCAAAGAUGGAGUCCUCUUGCAGGCUUUACUGACAGGGGUUUGUGGACAAAUGAUUCUGGGAAGAUAAUUGAAUCAAGAGAUAACGUUCAGAUGCCAUCCUCACACUGGCAAUGGAUAUCUGACUGGAAGGUUGAUUUUACUAUUUCUGGAAGCACAGAUAAAGAAGGAUGGCAAUAUGCCAAAGAAUUCAAACACACCAAGGCAUUCCAUAAAGACAGAAGAUGGAACGAUUACGUAAGAAGGCGGAGAUGGGUCAGGAGAUGUCAAAUAAAGACGACCGGUCCCUGGAAACAGAUACCAAACCUUGGACUUAAAGAUGUUUCACUUCAGGUGGAUGUAGAUGAAGAAUGGGACUGCCCUAUUGCAUUAUGGGCCAUUGGAACCAACGGUGAUGUUGUUACAAGACUAGGGGUGACAAGGGCAUGUCCUGAGGGUACAGCAUGGAUGCAUGUUCCUACAGAUCAGCCAUUCCAGUCAAUAUCUGUGGGAGGAAAGUUUAGAGUCUGGGCAGUGGCUCGAGAUGGUUCUGCCUUCUAUCGCAACAGAGUUAGUGACUACAAUCGUACAGGUGAUACCUGGUUUCAUAUCGCCCCGCCCUCAGUCGCCCCUCUAAAGCAGAUCUCAGCUGGCCUGUGCUCUGUAUGGGCCAUUGAUGUGCAAAUGAACCUGUGGUAUCGCCAGGACAUCACUCCAACCUUCCCAGAAGGCACUAGGUGGAUCCAUGUUAGUUCUCGGGUUCGUAAAGUAUCAGUUGGCCCUCAAGAUCAGGUUUGGGUGAUAGCUGAUCAAGUAGAUGGCGCUCGUGGCGUGGUGUGUCGACGUGAUGGGAUUGGAUCAGCUAAACCUAUGGGGAAAGCAUGGGACAAAGGAGCUGGGGGAGGCAUUAUGCAUCUCUGUAUACGAAGCUGCACCAAAGAGUUAGAGAAAGAUCCAUUGGUAGAGGAUAUCGCUAUGGCAACCAUCCAAGGGAGUGCAUUAGAUACCAAGAAGAAAGAGGAUCCUGUAAGGCCGUACACAAGCUCUGAUGGAAAUGCUCUCUGCUAAUCAAGGUUAUCUAUCUAAUAUGGAACAAAGAACCCGAUAGGAUGAUAUGUAAUUUGCUGUCAAGUGAAUCACGUGUUUCACCAAUCACAACCUUUGGCUUUCUCAAAGAUGACUUUGCUUUGAUGAAUUGUUCAAACUUAUUGGCCCGUAUUCUGAAGUCAGGUUUAACUUAGACCAUGGUCUAACUCUGUACUAAAAUUAUGGGAAGCCAAAAGUGUCAAAAUUUUUAUUAAGUUGUAUGUUUCUUAUAUUUACUGUGCUCUUUCCUGAUUCUUCAAUGGUGAAGACAAUCAUCCAUUUAUACUUCCUACACAAUUACGAAUGAUUUGAGAGCCAAAUGAGCUGGAAUGUGAUAUCUUGACUCCUAGUGAUUUAUGUAACAAUUGGCUAUCCAUACUUAAACCACAACUUUAAACCUGAGUUUAAGUUAAACUCGACUUCAGAAUACGGGCCAUUGAGUUGUAGAUCAAGUGCAACUCAUUCAUUGGGAAUCUGAAGGAUUAUAAGAGGCUUGCCAGGUAAUAGCAAUACACAAUAUAUACACAAUGGAUUUUGAAUAUUGGAAUCCAGAGAAAUGAAUGAAAGACUACAUUCACCAAUAAAGGUGGGGACUCUCAGACCUGCCAACCUGUACGUUUUAGCCGUAUUUAGUACGUUUUUGCAACCAAAAUACGGCAGUACGUUUUUUCUUUGAAAAAUAUGUUUUUUUUUUUACUAAAUCGUAAUUUAUUGAGAAAAAUAAUCUCUAUAUGUCUCUAUUUCAUAAAACGUGCACAAAUAUGGUUAUUAGAUCAAUGUAAUUUCAGGUAACUUGUUUUUUUUUCCAAUCAUUUUGUUCAAAUCAGGGUGAAGAUAUACACACGUUUUAAUUGUUUUUUUUUCAUCUGCAAGAGCAGUGCGCAUUUUAGCUUGCAUGCAGCUUGAGCGCCGCGAUGAGCGAGUGCGCCAAGCAUUUUAUUAUGAAAUACACUUUUUUGGGGAAAAAUACAGUUUUUUUUAUCACAGAAUACAGUUUUUCAUUCCCAGAGGUUGGCAGGUCUGGACCCUGUCACAAAAGCCUUGUGACUAAUUCAAUCAACCUCAACUAUAUGGAAAAUUGGAAAUGUCAUAAUUCUUCAUGCAGAAAAUGUUCACAACGCUUCUCUGGAAAUAACAAGGAGCAAAGUGAUUUUUCAAGACAUUGAUGAGCAUGGAUCAUAGUUAGACUGCAAUUUGAACAAAUCUAUGCAUUGAAGACACUGGUUGUGUUGGCUUUCAAUAGGUGUCAUCGAUCAGAUUGAUCGCAACUCUGAUUUAACAGCUCUCAAUGGUCUACUACAAUUUAUCAGAUUUAUCCUUGAUAAAGCAUGGUCUGGUAGAUCUUGAAAUACAGUAUGAUAUGAAUUUAAAAGCAGCUGAUUACAAUUAAAAAUAUUCAGUAAAAUAUUUUACUGUAGCUGCAAGAUAUGUAGAUUGCAAAAAGGCCUUUUCUUUAUUUUGAUCUACAGUGUAUGUUGGAAGGGGAAAUUUCAAAUGCCUAAAUGCCUCAUGCUUUUGCUUUGACAUAUUUUGCCUUUAAGAUAUAAAAAAAUAUUUUGUCUUAUUGCAGAAAGGCUUUUAAAAAAAGUGAAUCACAGAAUCUGGCUCUUACUCACAAGAUGAACAGGAUAAUCUACCUAUUAGUUUGGCCUUAAAGGAGAAUAAAAAUUGGAGCAGGUUAGCUUUUGUGAAAGCAGAAAAAUCAAAGAAUAAGAUUAACAAAAGUUUGAGUAAAAUAGGACUAGCAAUAGAAGAGUUAUGAGCAUUUGAAUGUCGAGAUCACUAAUACUAUGGAGAUCCUCCCAUUGGCAAUGCGACCAAGAUCUAUGAUGUCACAGAUGAACAACUCUCCCCUUUUGGACACUGAAAAUAUACCCCAAAACAUCUCUUUUUGCUUAUUCUAAUCAUAUGACAAACGAUUCAUCAAUGAUAUAAUGUUGUGAAACCUCGGUACUUGUCCUCUCAUAAAGAGAACACCUCACCUUGUGAUAGACUCUAUAAAAGUGAGAAUAUAAGUGAAAUAAGUACUAAAGUAAUGAGGGAGUUGUACGUGUGUGACAUCGCAGAUCUUGGUCGCAUUGCCAAUUGGAAGGAUCUACAUGGCAUUAGUGAUCUCAAUAUUCAAAUGCUCAUAACUUUCUUAUUAUUCAUUCAAUCUUCCUCAAACUUUCAACAAUAUGUUUCUAUGAUUUUUCUCUUUGAUAUGGAUUCAGCUGGUUUCAAGGGUUUCAUUCUCCUUUAAUAUAGCUACUCUAACAGUGUUGUUUACAUUCUGGAUGAGAUUACAUCUCUUAGGCAUCUCAUAUAAUAUUCUAGAUUUAAAACUAAUCAGAAAUGUCAUAUUAAAAAGAGUCCUAUUUUCGUGACAAUAUUUGAUGUUCAGUUUGAAAGAAAUAGGAGAUGGGCAUUCUUUCAAAUUGUAUAAUGGGCUUUAGGAAUACAAGAUCAUGUUUUUUUUGUUUUAUUCAACUGGAAUGUUUGAUCAAUUAGUAUAAAA